Messenger RNA from Sitophilus oryzae (rice weevil), 1205 nucleotides. RefSeq lists its product as uncharacterized. Lineage: Eukaryota; Metazoa; Arthropoda; Insecta; Coleoptera; Curculionidae. The coding region runs from base 146 to 1117 and encodes 323 amino acids. The transcript has 5 exons. The record is from RefSeq and is a predicted model, not a curated record.
GGCAAUUGUUGUAAAGUGUACACUAAUCAAUUUGACUGAAAUAAUGUCAAAUUUAACGUCAUAUAAAGUUAAUUUUUGUUCUAACGAAAAUUUGUGAAGUGAUAUCAGUUUUAGUGUUUAAAAAUCAAAAUACUAGAAAUAAAACAUGGAAGAAAAACCAGAAGAAAAGACCGGAACGACUAAAAUUAUCGAAAAUUCCGCGGAACCGAUCCAAGUAAUCUCCGAACCAAUCUCCAAGACCCACUACGACAUCAGCGAGGAAAAAAUCGAAAAACUCCACGAAAUAUGCGUAUCCAAUAACGUUAUCCGUUCGGAUACGGAUAAAGACGUAACGGUUAAAGAUGGCGGAUCCAUUAACGUUAUCCGUUCGAAUACCGAUAAAGAUGUGGCCGUUAAAGAUGGUGGAUCCAUUAACGUUAUCCGUUCGAAUACGGAUAAAGACGUAGCGGUUAAAGACGUAACUGUUAAAGAUGUAACCGUUAAAAAGGUAACAGGUAAAGGUGUAGCGGAUAAAGGCGCAAAGGAAAAUAUUUCGGAAAAAGUUUUGGAGGUAGAGCCGAAGAUAAAGGAAAGUAAGGCGGAAGAAGAUUUGGAUAAGAGCAAUAUUAAGCCUGAGGAAGCGACUGAAGCAAACCCUAAAACCGAAACUGUUGAAAAGGAACUGGGAAAAGGCCGAAUUUCCGAUUCGCUGCCUUGCUGCAUAAGCAAACCAAGACAGAAGAUCAUAAGGAACCAGAGCGACAUAUUUUCUUUGCAAGACGCCCCCACCACUUUACAAACAUCAAUAUUUUCCGUCAACGGUUCACCGUCGAGAAGAGUUUUCAGAAAGCAGGAACCCGCAGGACACGUAUUCCAAAGAAGUGAAGAUAGCGAUGUAAAAUCGGCAUUAAAGAGCAGAAUAACCAGGGAAAAUUACAACGAUGAAAAAAGACCCUCAAGCUCUUACAGAAACCCAUUAACUGGUACCGGACUGUCUUCCAACGACGAAUACAAGAGUAAGGGACUCAAACGAAAAGAUGGAAAUCCUCUGUUAGGUCUCGGAUAUGACGCCGAACUGCCAACGAUCAACUCGCAGCACAGAAUACCACCUGGUGGACACUCUCACAAAUUAUGGUGAAACCGAUCAAAACGAUAAUCAAAUCAUAAUUCUACAAAAUUAUAUGUGCAAAAAUAUUGUAAUACAAAAAUAUAUAGCCGACAAAAUA